Messenger RNA from Cooperia oncophora, 468 nucleotides. NCBI's taxonomy places the organism in Eukaryota, Metazoa, Nematoda, Chromadorea, Rhabditida, Trichostrongylidae. The record is from the annotation of a GenBank genome assembly.
CUGUUUCAUUUUCAGAGGCGAGUUCGCGAGUCGGUGGUGUUUAAGAAACGACGAAUUGUUCCAAAACCAGCUAAUUCGGAGCCAUCGCCAGUGAGCGGUGUGGUAUCCGAAAAGUCAAAUCGCGACGUCACACCUGAGAUGACGACCGCAUUAGAAAAUGAGCCAGUGUCGAACAUUGACUCAUCGUCGACUCCUCUAGUCAAUGGGAUUAUAAAUAGUCUCGAAGAGAUUUGUAAGAAAGCUGUAGACCUACAAUUGAGCCUGGACGUUUCACAUCAGGCCGAGCCGGAGGCAUUUUCAUGGUCAGAUGAAAUGGAAAGGAGCUACGUGGAGUCAUGCAAAAAAGAUGAAGAAGAACAACGACAACAAGACGCCAAUGCAGCUAAUGGAGGUUCUGGAGAUUAUACAACCAGUGACUCUCCUGGAUUAGCGAGUCAAAAUUCUGAGGUUAGUGGUAUUUGCCAUUGA